AUGAAAGGUUUUAAAAUAUUUUGUAACAGAAAGCAAAAAUAUGUGCUUGUUAUUUGACAAGUCCAGGUAGUCCCUCACCGUUUCAGUCCAUUUCCUUUGACCUUUUCUUCUACCUGGGUCAUUCCUCAUGACCCAGGAGGAGGUUUCCAAGCACUACUGAGAUUCAAUCAGCAUUGAGACACUGUAUGGACAUGAUACGAUAACAACUAUUGAGUAUAGCAAUGCACAAACUUGAUAGCAUUUUCCUGACAUUGAUUGCUGUUGAAGUGCACAAAGACAACGGCUCACGUGCACUUACUCAUAUGGGAGCACACCUGACCUUGUUCCAGUCUGUAACACUCCCCCCACACUGCCAUAGGCCACUCCCAAAGUAAACAACAUUGACAUUUUUUAUGUUGAAGGAGGAAAACCUUCCUAUUGCACUCUCGGAAGAUGCUGAACAUAGAACUGUCUGCAAAUUUAAUUGGCCCAAUUUAGCCUGUUUCUUCCUUGCUGUAAUUUUCCUCUGUUGCUAAGUCUGUUGCUAGGGCAUUGUUUGGUGGGUAGCUCUGUGACUGUGCCUGCUGCCUAAUCUGAUUCCACUCUGAAGCUGUGUGCUUGUGUGCCAGCUAUCCAGAGACGGGUAGAAACAAAAGGAAAACAUAUCGAGGCAUAAAAUGCUGGCGUACUGCUGUUUUAUUGUGACGCUCAUGACACACUUCUCAGUUGCCAUAAGAGGUACAAAAAGCUGAACUAAUUUCAGGUGAACAUUUGGGGUGUUCUCAUAUCAGGGCUGGGGGACCUGGAAGACUAAAAGUGCAUACAAUCUGGUAUAAAACCUGCCUUCAAGUAUUAUUUUUUGUGGUUUAACUGUUUAACUGAUUUCUUUGCCCUUACUUGCUGAAAACGUACCUGUAGUGGAAGACAUGAUGGUCAGGCUACACAGUGUAUUUCAAGAGGGGUGUUUGCUUGGUGACAGGGCCAGCUGCUAUAUUUACCAACAUCCUGGGUGCCAUGCAGUCAGAAUAAAGAGAGAGCAUCUGGACUGUAAGGGGGGGGAAAGAAGUCUGGAUUCAGUAAAGUGAUAAGGACCUUAGGGGUCAAUUACGUCAUUCUUGAUAUAAAAAAGGAGAAGGCCAAAGACGUACACACUUACAUAACCAACUCCUUUAAGCGAUGAUGCUAAGCGGCACAACAUUCAACAGGGAAUGGAUAAAGAAUGGAGGUAUGUUAUAAUGUGCAGUCGGGCAUUUAUGUGAACCUUGAAUUAUUCAGCCGUCACACAUCAAUAAAACAUACACUUUUGUGCAUGUACUGGAGCCUGGAGGCCUUUGCAUGUCUAAGUCAAAAAUGGAGAGGGUGAAUUGAACUACCUGUAUAGGGUCUGUGAAAAUCAAUACACAACCCAAACAUUGUACACUAUUAUUCUGUCAUUCUUAUCUCAAUAUUCAGUGAGCGGUUUGCCGGUGUGUUACUCUCUGGUGUCAUCUAUUUGGCAGGAAAAAGGCUCUUUGGCACAGGAUCCCAAAAGGAAGAAAUGAUGUCAUAUUUCUGUGUUUUUUGUUUUCUAUCUUGGCAGAAUAACUCAUGGCACUUAGUCAACCUCUUUCUUAUAGAUGUUUGAAGAUGCUGCUGUCUGUUUUCCACCUGGUGGGACAUCAUUUAGAAAUACAUGAAUAAAUGAAGAGUUAGAAGCCCACCCAGUUCCUAUCUGCAGCGUCAUUCACAACCAGAUUUCAAUCAUCAUUCAAUUACAUCGAUACGUAAUCGGAUCAUGCGUUUUUAGGUUGUUGCAUUUUUCUGUGGCACAUGCAUGUGAAGGACAGUAAGCUUUGGUUUUAUUGGAUGGAAGAAACGGUCUCAUGCCUUUGUUCCGUGUCUGAGGAAAUACAUGCUAAAUAUUUUCAAGUAAAACAAAAAUAUUUUCCAUCUGGUAGCCUAUUUUUGACGUGGGUCUCACUGGUUUAAUGACCAAGGUCCGGUCAGUGUCUGUGCCAUCUGUGCCAGGCAGGGGUGGACGUGGGCGGGGGUGACAUGAUUUUACAUAACAGAUUCCAGACAGAGUCGCCCCUUGUUCGUAAAGGGUUCAGUGCCAGUGUGCCACGUCAUGAUGCCUUGGACAGAAAUACAUCUCACCUAGUUUUACUUUUCUCACAGAUCCAAAGGGGAAAAGGCAGCGUUAAGCACCAUGGGACCAUUCCAGGAAUAUGAGGAAAAGAAGUCGCCAGGGAAGGAGAGUCCCCGCAGCCGCAUCCCACGCUUGAUCCUCCAUCCUUUCCAGCCUAAUGAGAAAGGGUCGCCCCUGUCCGAAUCACCCAUUUCGGAGGAGGAGGGUAAGGACUGUGACAUCAGCUCGGACAACUCCAAACGGACCAUCAGCACCAACAGCUUUUGCUCAGGCUCAGACAACAGUCCGCAUGGCUCCCCCACGCCCACCGCCGAGUGCAAGACCAAGGUGAAGAGGGUGAGGGUGAUGGAAGAGUGGCACGCACCCCCGCCAAGGCACAAGAGGGAGCAGCGAUCGUCCACAUUGCCCAGAGGUAGUGAGGCAGACUUCAGCUCCUCCAGCAGCACUGGCAGCCUAAAGCGAGGGGGGAGCCUGGCCCACAGCUCCACAGGGAAGAAGAUCUCCUCACGCAGUCGGGGUGCCCACAUCAGGAGCCUCCCUGUGUUUAAGCUGGCAGGGAUCCCCUCAGCAUCCCGUGAUGCAGAGCUCUAUGCCCCGUACAGGACAGUUCCCUCAUCCACCACCAACAGCAGCAGCAACUCUAGCCCCACCGUACCCUCCAGGAUGACCCCCAGAAGAUACCACUCCUGUGGGGACAACCAUGGCAUCAGACCCCCCAAUCCAGAGCAGUACCUCACCCCCCUGCAACAGAAGGAGGUGGCCAUUCGCCACCUGAGGAGCAAGCUGAGGGAGGUGGAGAACACCGUCCACGACAGGGAGUCUGAGAUUGAGAAUCUCAAGUCCCAGCUGGGACGCAUGAGGGAGGACUGGAUCGAGGAGGAGUGCCACCGUGUCGAGGCACAGCUGGCCCUAAAGGAGGCACGAAAGGAGAUCAAGCAGCUCCGGCAGGUUGUGGAGACCAUGAAGAGCAGCCUGAUGGAGAAGGACAAGGGCAUCCAGAAGUACUUUGUCGACAUCAACAUCCAGAACCGCAAGCUGGAGUCCCUGCUGCACAGCAUGGAGAUGGCCCAGAGUGGCUCCACGCUGCAAGACGAGCCAACCAUGGACUUCAUCUGUGGCGACUCCGACUCCCCUGUCAACGACCAGCAGGGGGAGGUGGGUGACCAGGCGGUGGAGGAGAUGGUGGACAGUGGGCUGCUGGUCAACGACAACCUGGAGCACGUGCUCAUGUCCACGGCGGUGGACUCCAGCCACGACUCUAGCGGUAAGCUGCACUGCCACCCAGAGGCUGGUCCAGGGGUGUCCACUUUACUCCACAGUCUGGAGGAGAAGGUCACACCACUGCCUUCACCACCCUCCAACACGUUCUGCUGCAGCACACUCCCCUUCCCUGCUCCAGAGGACAAGGCCGUUCAGACCGAGGUGGUGUCCUUCCCUCCUGACCUGCACACCCUCCUGCUGCAGCUGCUGAAGCUCCAUGGUGGUGCAGUUGGAGAUGCUCUCCUCCCAGCUUCUACCAGCCUCCUAGAAAUCCCAGCACUGCAGGGCCCAGCCUCUGCCCCUAUCCCAUCCAGCCCUAACCAGUCCACCUUGAGCCUGCCUAGCCCCAGCCAGCCCACACCAGUUUUGCCAGUGAGCCCUGACAUGUCCAGUGAUUCAGGCCUGUGUUGCUCAGACCCUGAGGUGAUGGUCUCCGUGCGCUUCAUGGAGGAGCUGGAUUUUGAGGUGAGCAGUGAGGAGCCCUGCAGGGCCCCCGAGAUGGACGUGGUCAACAAACGCUAUUGGAGCAGCAGCUUCCUUGUCGAUCUUGUUGCUGUGGCCGUACCAGUGUUACCCACGGUGGCCUGGCUGUAUUCCCGGCAUGGCGUGGAUGGGGCGGCACCAGUCUACAACAUCGCAGCACUGAUCCGUGGCUGUUGCAUGAUGGGCUUGCACUCUCUCCGUCAUGUCACUCAUCAUCAUGGGGCAGAUGUGUAACGAACGGCCUCUGACCCCUGCAUGCACAGCCCGACCCCUCAACUUGAAGCACUUAAACAUCAGUUAAUCAAAGAGUAUUUGUGAAAAUCUUUAGUUUUUCUACACUUGUGAAUAUUAAAGCUACAGUUAUUAAUUUAGGUUCCCACGUGGUUACUUUGCACUGUGUACAGUUGUUGUGAGUUAUGUGAAAUUCAUGGUGAAGGGAUUUUAUUUACUUACCAUCUCUUCUGUUAUCAUAAUUGUGUCUAAAUGGAUAAUCUGAGUAGGUGGUUAUGCAUCAUUGAUGUCCUGGGCUGGCACUAGUUACCCCUACUUAAAGCAACUAUGUUAUUUUUCUGAAAGUAUUAGGAUUUCUGAGGGUGGGGAUGAAAUUGAAUGUUAGUUUAAGCAAGCGUUUGUAAUGGUUUAUGUUCCCAAAUCUUAAACCUGCAGCCAAAGCUUCAUUAGUGAACGUUCACUCUUAAUGUUUAUUUUUCUACCUGGGAGUAGAGCUUUUUACGUACGUGUGUAACAAAUUGUUGAUGGGAGUAUGAGCUCAAUGCUUCGAAACAUCCCAUACUCGUUUGUGCCUGAGCUACUUUGUGUAAUACUCUUAUCAUCAAAUGUCCUAAUAUAUUUAUUAAAGCAUGAUAAUCCAAUCCA
This is a messenger RNA of Oncorhynchus kisutch (coho salmon), 4726 nucleotides long. It is a transcript of the gene sybu, whose product is annotated as syntabulin (syntaxin-interacting). The record is from RefSeq and is a predicted model, not a curated record. The coding region runs from base 2168 to 4084 and encodes 638 amino acids. Gene Ontology annotation, biological process: axonal transport of mitochondrion; synapse maturation. The transcript is spliced from 7 exons. Lineage: Eukaryota; Metazoa; Chordata; Actinopteri; Salmoniformes; Salmonidae. Gene Ontology annotation, cellular component: cytoplasmic microtubule.